This is a messenger RNA of Kwoniella shivajii, 3810 nucleotides long. RefSeq lists its product as uncharacterized. Gene Ontology annotation, molecular function: ATP-dependent DNA damage sensor activity; mismatched DNA binding; ATP binding. The transcript is spliced from 22 exons. Gene Ontology annotation, cellular component: MutSalpha complex; nucleus. NCBI's taxonomy places the organism in Eukaryota, Fungi, Basidiomycota, Tremellomycetes, Tremellales, Cryptococcaceae. The record is from RefSeq and is a predicted model, not a curated record. Gene Ontology annotation, biological process: mismatch repair. Bases 1 to 3810 code for a protein of 1269 amino acids.
AUGGCUAAAGCAAAGGCUGAACCAUCACAAGAUUCCAAAGGGCCAAGACAAGCGACCUUGGCUUCUUUUUUCGGCGCACCUAAACCGGGUCCCAGACCACCUUCCACGAACCCACUUUCUUCACCUGCCAGUACCAAUCUACGCACACCAUCGUCACUUGCUGGAAGUUCGCCCGUAGUAAGAACUACCCAAGGCAAAGAUAUCGGUAGAGCUUCGAAUCCAAUCAAGAAGAACUUCGUUGAGAGUGAAGAAGAACUUACCCCGCCUCCGGAAUCCGGACCUUCUUCAUCUGCUAGAGCUGAGUCAAGUGGGAAGAAGACUCUGAUUCAAGAUGAGGAUGACGUUGAAAUGGAGGAUACUAUCGACGCGGACGGCUCGCCUAUCAAAGUAGGGAGACGACAGAAAAGAAAAGUCAUGUAUGUCGAGUCUGAGUCGGAUGAUUCAGAGGCAGAUGUGGCUCCUAAGGGAAGAACAGGUCGAAAGCCUAGAAAAAGUUUGAAGGAAGAUUCUGAUUCGGAUGAUUUUGUAUUCGAUGAGAAAGACGAUGCAGCAAUGGCUGCUGCGGCAGAUGAAUAUGAUGCAUCUAUCAUCUCCCGUUCGCCUUCCGCUGCGUUCUCUGCUUCGCCCGAACCCACCAAGAAGAAGCCUGCACCGGCUAGAAAAGGUUUUGUGGUGUCCAAAGCUGUACCGAAGAAAGCCACCACCUCAUGGUCUGGAAACAGCGCUAAGCCGUCUGAAGCUUCAUCUUCUCGUCAAGCUUCUACAUCCCGUCCUGGUCCUACACCACUAUCAAAUGCUACAUCCAACGACAAUGAAAGGAAUGGCAGCGCCAACGCUGUCGCUCGUUCGAACGACGCAAAUUCCCAAUUCCUCACCAGAUCUGAAUUAUCGAAACUCGAAGCAAAGGAGGAAAAGCAAGCAACAGACAGGCGAUUCGAUUUCCUUCGACCCGAAAACCUCAAAGAUAUGGACGGAAAUCGGCCUGAUCAUCCUGACUACGAUAAAAGAACUCUCUUUAUCAAAGAAAGUAGACUCGAAGCCCUGUCGCCUUUUGAACGGCAGUUCUGGAGAAUUAAACGACAUCAUUACGACACAGUUCUGUUCUUCCAAAAAGGAAAGUUUUACGAAUUGUACGAAGACGACGCCAAGAUCGGCCACCAAGAAUUUGAUUUGAAGCUGACCGAAAGAGUCAAUAUGAGUAUGGUCGGUGUGCCAGAACAAGUUUUACAAUUCUGGAUCCAAAAAUUCCUUGGGGCAGGCUACAAAGUAGGCAUUGUAGAACAGGCAGAAACAGCUAUUGGGAUGGAGAUGCGACAGAAAAAGGACGAAUCAAAGACUAAUGGAGAAAGAAACGGUAGUGGUGGUAAAGCUACUAAACCCGACAAACUCGUCAAUAGGGAAUUGCGUCAAGUGUUCACCAAUGGUACUAUCGUCGACGGAACUUACCUUAGCUCCGAUGAUGCAAAUCACUGUAUAGCAAUCAAGGAAUUCCCCAACGAGCUCACCGGGAACUCUGCGUAUGGCGUUUGCAUCAUGGACGCCUCAACGGGUGCUUUCGAACUGAGUGCAUUCGAAGAUGAUGUCUGUCGAACAAGGUUGGAGACAAUGUUUAGACAACUACGACCCAAAGAACUCGUUCAUGCCAAAGGUAAUCUAUCCAUGUCCACCAGUCGGAUGUUACGAAAUAUCCUUCCCUCUUCCACCCUCUGGCAAUCAUUCAAGGAGGGAAAAGAGUUUUGUUCCGCUUCUGAUACUCUCGAUCAGUUGUCGGAAUUCUUCGAGAUGGAUGAAGACGAUCAGGACAGCGAUAAACCACCUUUACCCGAAGCUAUUCAACAAUAUCGAAAUAAUGCAUGCGCGAUGGAAGCGCUCGGUGGAUUACUAUUCUACCUGCGUAGUCUUCGAUUGGAUAAGGAUUUAGUUUCGCAGAGUAAUUUCAAUGUCUACGAUCCUAUCAGAGAAGGGAAGUGUCUGAUCCUCGAUGGGCAAACUUUGGCACAUAUGGAGGUACUUGUCAACGGCGAAGGUGGACUGGAAGGUACCUUAUUGGAUCUGCUCCAAAGGUGUAUAACGCCUUUCGGUAAACGACUGUUCCACAUUUGGCUCAGUACCCCGCUACGAGAUGCGAAGGCUAUCAAUGACAGACUUGACGCUGUUGAUGAUAUCCUGAAAGAACGAGGUGGAGCUCGGAUGGACUUUUCUGGUCGUUUCAGCCAGAUUUGCAAAGGUCUACCUGACCUUGAGCGACUGAUAUCCCGGAUACACGCGAGAAGUGAGAGAGAAAGCAAAUUUCUCGAGGUGAUCGAUAACUUCAAACGACUGCAAGCUGGUUUCGAUGAAAUGCGAUCUCUGGCCGAGGGUUUCGAUUCUCCCAGUAUCGGGGGUCUGCUCCGGACUGCACCGGAUCUGACCCCUUAUUUGGCUCAUAUGAACUCGUUGUACACGGUGGAAAAGGGUGAAAAAACCGUGCAAAUUAUGCCUCAACCUGGUGCUGACGAAGAAUCUGAUUCUGCCGCUGCAACUGUCAACCAGAUUGUCAGUCGAUUAGAUGAGUAUUUCAUAGAAGUGAUCGGUAGCUUGAACUUACGCAAGGAACUUCGGGAUAAGUGUGUUUACUGGCAUAGUGCUCAAGGGCUGAAAGAGCUCUACCAUAUCGAAGUGCCCGCAGCGACGAAGGUACCACGAAAUUGGAUCAAGACCAGUGGGACUAAGUCCGUUACCCGCUAUCACACUCCUGAGAUUCUACCAAUGAUUCGAGAAUAUCAAGAAGCGGUAGAAAUUCAGAACGCUACCAAGAGGGAGUUCUAUAAACGUCUUAUGGCUGAAUUCGACAAAGACAGGGCCAUUUGGCUUCAAGCUGUUCGCGUGAUCGCAGAGUUGGAUUGUCUUGUUUCCUUGGCAAAAUCUACGCAAAACAUGGACGAUCCGAAAUGUAGACCUGAAUUCAUCGAUUCAUCAUCAGCAUUCAUCGAUUUCGAAGAUCUUCGACAUCCAUCAAUGUGUCUUCGAUCAGAUUUCAUUUCCAAUAAUGUCCAAUUAGGUGAUACUCAAGCACGACAAGUGUUACUCACCGGACCCAACAUGGCUGGUAAAAGUACUCUACUAAGAAUGACAGCUGCAGGAGUUAUAAUGGCUCAACUCGGUUGUUAUGUUCCUGCAUCAAAAGCUAGAUUGAGUCCAGUCGAUAGAAUCCAAACUAGAAUGGGAGCUUAUGACAAUAUGUUCGCAAGUGCUUCUACGUUUAAAGUUGAAUUAGAUGAAUGUGCAAAGAUACUUAGAGAAGCAGGACCGAGAUCUUUGGUCAUUCUCGAUGAGCUUGGUCGAGGUACUUCCACGUAUGACGGAAUGGCUAUUGCAGGAGCUGUAUUACAUCAUUUGGCUACGCACACUCUGCCACUAGGAUUCUUCGCUACUCACUAUGGCUCACUCACCGACGAUUUCACAUAUCACCCGAAUAUUCGCAAGAUGCAUAUGCAAACUCAUGUAGAUGAUCAACUUCAACAAGUCGUCUUUUUGUAUAAGUUGAUUCCUGGUGUAGCGGAGAGUAGUCAUGGUACCCAUGUUGCUCAAAUGGCAGGUGUACCUAUGGAAGUCGUCAAUCGAGCACAAUCAGUUUCGGAUCAAUUCUUCGCUCAGUUCAAUGCUAAACUAAAUACGAAAAGACAAUCUUCAUUGCCCUUAAUGGCACAAGCAGAUUUCGCAUGGUUGAUGAGGUUGCUCAAUGGCCUUAACAGAGAUGAAGGAAAGGCUGCAUUAGGUCAACAAAUGGAAAUCAUCAAGGAAUGUGCAGGGAGGUAUGAGAUAAGUUAA